Messenger RNA from Aureobasidium pullulans EXF-150, 1818 nucleotides. RefSeq names its product RabGAP/TBC. Gene Ontology annotation, cellular component: Golgi apparatus. Gene Ontology annotation, biological process: activation of GTPase activity. Bases 40 to 1818 code for a protein of 592 amino acids. Gene Ontology annotation, molecular function: GTPase activator activity. NCBI's taxonomy places the organism in Eukaryota, Fungi, Ascomycota, Dothideomycetes, Dothideales, Saccotheciaceae. The transcript is spliced from 6 exons. The record is from RefSeq and is a predicted model, not a curated record.
CAAGACUUGACCGCGUUGCACUGCUAAUUUCCCCUAGCUAUGGCUUCCAAAAAGCAGCAGCAGGAAAUGGUUCAGGUCGACAGGUCCGAGUCUGGCUCACCCUUCUGGCGCACCUCAUCAUCCAACAGCAAGCGUGAUGCAAGUCUCCCUGGCGAGAGGAAGGUCUUUGGAGCUUCAUACUCGCAUGCGGAUAUCCUCAACUUCGACAACUUGAACAUCUCCAACAGCAGCACACCACGCCCUCACACACCACCCUCGCGCGACAAUCGACCACCCUUGAAGUCUUCAACCAGCCUUUCUCCUCCAGCACCACGUCGAUCCUAUUCCAAUUUCUUUGGCGAAAACACAAAAAGCUAUGAAUCACCACAAGAAGAAGAAGCCUUGGACUUCGAUGAAGACGAAGACGAGUUUGGUCUGCCCAGCAUAGCGAGUAUGAGGAGGAAGGGAAAACGACAAAUCGCAAAGAAGAAGAGAGACCCAGGAGGUUCGCAGUCAUCCCUGAGCACUGUUCCCUCGGCCACAGCAACAUUGGCCUCGUGGUCCAUGAACAACGGAGACAUUGCCGAAGAGCGCAGUCUGCCGAAUUAUCCUACCGCAAAACGUUCCGAUGGCAAGAUACUCCGACCACAGUACAAAGACAUACUCAGAGAUCCUGCGAAUGCACUGCACCUCAUAAACCACGCUCCCGCCCCGCUGAAUGCUUCCCCCAAAGAGGUCGAAGCCCACUCAGCCCGCAUCACUCGCAUCAACAAAUUCAAGCGUAUUUUGCAAGCUUCUUCGAUCAACCUGGCCGAGUUACGCGACUCUGCUUGGUCCGGAUUGCCUGAUGAAGUUAGAGCAAUGUCAUGGCAGAUACUCCUUGGUUAUCUUCCGACGAAUAGCGACCGAAGAGUGACUACGCUCGAGCGCAAGAGGAAUGAAUACCUGGAGGCUGUGCGUCAAGCCUUCGAGAAGGGGACGUCUACAAAUGAUGCCGACUCUGUCAUUGGCAUUGGUGGUAUCUCCUCAUCACCAGCCACUCAGCGAGGCAAAGGCCGCGGGCUAGACGAGGCUAUCUGGCAUCAAAUCAGUAUUGACGUGCCGCGAACGAAUCCCCAUCUGGAGCUGUACAGCUUUGAGGCCACUCAACGAUCACUGGAACGGAUAUUGUACGUCUGGGCCAUUCGUCACCCGGCCAGCGGAUAUGUACAAGGCAUCAACGAUCUUGUUUCACCAUUUUGGCAAGUAUUCCUGGGAAUGUACAUCACGGACCCGGAGAUUGAAUUUGGCAUGGAUCCUGGUCAACUACCGAAACAAGUCCUGGAUGCAGUAGAGGCUGAUACUUUCUGGUGUCUAACGAAACUUCUGGAUGGAAUCCAGGACAACUACAUUCAUGCGCAGCCUGGGAUUCAACGUCAGGUAGCCAGUCUCCGAGAUCUGACCACACGCAUCGACGGUAACCUCGCGAAGCAUCUGGAGAAUGAAGGAGUCGAAUUCAUACAAUUCAGUUUCAGAUGGAUGAACUGUUUACUUAUGCGCGAGAUCAGUGUCAGGAACACCAUCAGGAUGUGGGACACUUAUUUGGCUGAGGACCAAGGAUUUUCUCACUUCCAUCUCUACGUCUGCGCUGCUUUCCUCGUCAAGUGGUCAGAUCAACUGCUGAAAAUGGAUUUCCAAGAAAUUAUGAUGUUCUUGCAAGCUCUGCCAACUCGCAACUGGAACGAAAAGGAUAUUGAGCUUCUACUCAGCGAAGCUUUUAUCUGGCAGAGCCUCUUUCGAAACUCAAAAGCUCACAUCCAAAAGAGCUCUCAGAAUGGACCGUUAUCGGUCACACUAUAG